GAUGUACAAUUCAGGCCACCACCACCACCACCACAAGCAAGGAGCACCAGUCUCACCAGAUAGUGCCGCAGCAGCAGACGUUUUUGAGCAGCUGUGCACUGCCUCCACCUUUAAGUCAGUUCUCUACCACUACCGCCUCUUGUGCGAUGUCCUCAGGCUCAAACCCACCAACUUCAGAAACUUCUAUCCCAAGCUUAAGUCAAAACUCCGGUCUUGGAAAGCACAAGCAAUAUGGAGUAAAUUUGAUAAACGGUCUAGUCAUAAAUGCUACAAUCAUGGCAAGGCCUGCACUAACAGUAAGGUCCUGAUUAUCGGAGCAGGUCCCUGUGGCUUGCGCACUGCCAUUGAGGCUCAACUUCUUGGUGCAAAAGUUGUGGUGGUGGAGAAGAGGGACCGUUUCUCUCGAAAUAAUGUCUUGCAUCUCUGGCCUUUUGUCAUCAACGACCUCAAGCAAUUGGGGGCUAAGAAAUUCUAUGGCAAAUUCUGCGCGGGAGCAAUCGAUCACAUCAGUAUACGGCAACUUCAAUGUAUACUGCUGAAGGUAGCAUUGCUGUUAGGUGUGGAAAUCUAUGAAAAUGUAAGCUUUGAAGCGCUCACAGAACCUCCAGAGGACCAGAAUGAAAAAAUUGGAUGGCGAGCCAGACUCAGCCCGGCAGACCAUCCUGCCAAUCAGUAUGAAUUUGAUGUCCUGAUUGGUGCAGAUGGCAAAAGGAAUACUUUACAUGGAUUCAAGAGAAAGGAAUUUCGUGGCAAAUUGGCCAUUGCUAUUACAGCAAAUUUCAUCAACAAACGCACAGAACUUGAGGCUAGAGUGCAGUAAUAACGUGAAAUCAGUGGAGUAGCUUUCAUCUUUAAUCAGAAAUUCUUCAAGGAGCUAUAUGCAGCUACCGGCAUUGACUUAGAGAACAUUGUGUACUACAAAGAUGAAACACACUAUUUUGUGAUGACAGCAAAGAAACAGUCACUUAUUGAAAAGGGAGUCAUUUUACGCGAUCUUCAAGACACUCAACAGCUUUUACAUCCAAGCAACGUAGACCGGAAUGCUCUCAUGGAAUAUGCUCGUGAAGCAGCAGACUUUUCCACAAGCUAUCAGCUGCCACAUCUGGAUUUUGCUGUUAAUCACUAUGGCAAGCCUGAUGUGGCAAUGUUUGAUUUCACAUCCAUGUUUGCAGCAGAGAAUGCUUGCAGAAUGGUGGAGAAGAGAGGACAUAAGCUCCUCUCUGGGCUUGUAGGAGACAGCUUGCUAAGGUAAUGUUUUCCUUUCUGGCCAACGGGGUCAGGCUGUGCUCGAGGCUUUCUAAGCAGUUUCGAUGCUUGCUGGAUGAUUCGCUCAUUUUCAUCGGGGAAAAUGAUGCCUUUAGAGGUGCUUGCAGAGAGAGAGAGCAUUUAUCGGCUUCUUGCACAGACUACUCCUGAAAAUCUCAGUAAAGAUCACUCUUCCUAUAGCUUGGACCCAGCAUCAAGAUACCCAACCAUUAACCUGCGCGCGGUGCUUCCCUUCCAAGUGCGCACUCUGUUCAACACUGACGACCCUGUUCAUCUGGAGGAGAUAACGAACCCGCAUCUGGUCAAUAAUGAUGAGUUGCCGAAGAAGAGGAAACGUAGAGAUUCAUUUAUACAUCCCGAUACCUUACUCAUUUGGUGCAAGAAACAAGUGGCGCUUUAUGACUCUAUCAGUAUUGAAAAUAUGACCACCUCCUUUAAGGAUGGUCGGGCUUUGUGUGCUAUUAUUCAUCGCUACCGUCCUGACUUGAUUGAUUUUGAGGCUCUGCGACCUGAGGAUAUUGCUCAAAAUAAUCAGCUAGCAUAUGAUAUCUUGGAGAGGGAUUUUGGCAUCCCACCAGUAAUGACUGGACGAGAGAUGGCAGAGUGUGAGAUUCCUGACAAAUUAAGCAUGAUUUCAUACGUCUCUCAAAUCUAUGAUGUCUUCCGGGGGGAAAUUCCCCAUAUAAAACAUCCAAAAAUGGAUGAUGGAGAGAUGGAAAUUGAACAAUCCCAUAUCCAACACAGCACGCCUCAUGUCAACAUCUUGAAAAAUCUCACAAACAAAACAGCCAAUGUGUCUCAGGGUACACCAACCUCUAAGAAGAGAUCGACGUUAGAAAGAGGAACUGCUAAAAGAGAUGAUGGUCGCAUCACGUGUCGCUUGAUGGAUGAUGCAGGUGGCCAAGGCGGGAAGUCAGACACACUCAAGAAGACAAAGAAACGAAGGAGUGAUAGGGUUGUAUCUCCACAGGAGAGACAGGGGCGUGAGGAGCCACAGAGGAAAGCCUUAGUGGACCACAAAGAAGAAUUCUCUGACAAGGUCAGAGAUCUUGAAGCCAAAUUUACUGCCAACUCUUCUUCUCAAGCCUCUGAUAAAAAGCCAAAGGACCUGAUUCGUGCCAUUGGUAAGAUUGAGAAGUCUGACUGGAAUAUGGUGGCUAUAGAGAAGAAGAUGCAUGAAGAUAGAUUUGGCAUGGAAGUACAAAAAGAAAGAGAAAGGGUUCCCAAGUGGAACAGAGAUGCAUACGAUGACAAGGCCGACAAGUUCCAAAAUAUUGAGAGGCGGCUAAGAGAAAAUGGUGAAGAUGAAGAGACAAUUGCCAAAUACAGGGAUAUUGAUGCCUCUCUGAAGCGCUUAGAAAUGAAGUUGCGCGAGGGAUCCACACUCGAGACAGGCCUGCGUGGACAGAAUAAGGUGUCUAACCUAGCAUCUCAGCUGUCUUCCAAGUGGGAAAGGAAGGAGACAGAGAAGAUCCCAAUUACCCGACAACCAUCAAGACCAAUGGUGCCCUUGCCAACUUCUGGAUCUGAUUUGUGCCACUUCUGUGGUAACCGUGUGUAUCUUGUGGAGAGAUUGAGUGCUGAAGGAAAGUUCUUCCAUAGACAGUGCUUUAAGUGUGACUACUGUGCUGCUAAUCUUCGCCUUGGUAAUUAUAUAUAUGACCGUGAGGGAACAUAUGGAGGCAAGUUCUUCUGCAUACCCCACUUUGGUCUAACCUCAAGAGCCAGAGGUGUAAGGCGGAAGGUUGAGGACACAGACAGUGCCAAAGAAAACAUUGUACCACCUGCUGCUUCAAGCACACCACAACCUAAAGUCCAGGUUAGUCCUUUGUUGCAGUAUGUUGUUAAGAUAUAUAGUAACUAUGGAUGUAGGCUUAUAUACAUCUCUGUUCUUCAGGAUUUCUCUAUUACUUCACUUUUAAGCUUUAUUAAGAUUAAUGAACUGCUAUUUUUAUUUAACUUUCUAUACCAAGUGUAUGUAACCAUUGAAUACAAGAGCUGUGUUGUUUCAUGCAAAUAAAUAUUGUAUUGAUGAUAUCUGUAUCAUGAUUUCAGUUUUGUACAGAAGGGCAUUUUUAGAUAUAACAGUUUAGCAGUAUUGUUUUCAGCUGAACAGUGUUUUCUGUUUCUUCUUUAUAAUUGAUUCAACAGUUGAUCCAUGUCCAAAGUAAAAGUGGAAGAGAAGCCUAUUUAGAUAUAUAUUCUGACAUUGCUCUGCUCCUUUAGUGAUGUGUGAUUGGAAUCAUGUUGUUAGUUUGUCGUACUGUGAAUUUACUUGUGAAAGUAAUAAGAUGGGUGAAAGAAAUGAAAGAUAGGAGAAGUAACUCAUCAAAUAGAAAUUAACCCAAUAACACCAGGUAAAAAAAUUGGCAAGUGGACAUAGUUGCGGGUUUUUUGGCUUGCAUUGACAGUUUUUUUUGUUUGCACUCUGCGCAUUCAACAGUUUGCAGGCAA
This is a messenger RNA of Penaeus vannamei (Pacific white shrimp), 3720 nucleotides long. The record is from RefSeq and is a predicted model, not a curated record. Lineage: Eukaryota; Metazoa; Arthropoda; Malacostraca; Decapoda; Penaeidae.